Molecule: messenger RNA, 1455 nt
Organism: Colletotrichum orchidophilum
Lineage: Eukaryota; Fungi; Ascomycota; Sordariomycetes; Glomerellales; Glomerellaceae
Product: flavin-containing superfamily Amine oxidase
Exons: 1
Coding region: 1-1455 (484 amino acids)
Molecular function (GO): oxidoreductase activity
Source: RefSeq, a predicted model, not a curated record
AUGAAGUUCAGUCAGCUCGCCUCGCCCACCUGGGCCCUCUUGCUCUCCCAAGCAGCGGCGAAGCCCUUUGCCGAGGCUACGAUCGACAUCGACGUCGACGUCGCCAUCAUUGGCGGCGGCAGCGCCGGCACCUACGCCGCGAUCCAGCUCAAGGACGCCGGCGCCAGUGUUGCCAUCGUCGAGAAGAAGGAGCAGAAUGGCGGCCACGCAAAUACCUACACCAACCCGCGGACAAAGCUCCCGGUCAACGUCGGUGUCGCCAUCUUCGAGAACAGGGAGAUUGUCAGCAACUACUUCUCCCGUCUCAACGUCUCCACCAUCCAGGCCAACCCUGUCACCGGUCCAAGAACCGUCCCGGUCAAGGCCUACGACUUCUCGCUCGGCAUCGCCAUCCCCGCGCAGAACGCUUCCGCAACGGCGGCGCAGCAGCAAGCCGUGAAAGCAGCCGCGCAGGCCUACUCUACCAACGUGUUGUCCAAGUACACUUGGCUCGACGAGGGCUUCCUCCUCCCCGAGCGCGUGCCGGAGGAGCUUACAAUUCCGUUCGCAGAGUUUGCUCAGAAAUAUAACUUCACAGCCCUUCUGCCCAUCAUCGUCCAGCUCAACUGGUGGACCGGAGACAUCGCAACAAUCCCGGCGCUUUAUGGUAUCAAGGGCUUCGGACCGGGUCUGUUUAAAAGUUACUUUGGCGAGUUCAUCCUCUCCGCCAACGGUGAUACCCGUGCUCUGUACGAUGCCGCUGCCAAGGAUCUCGGUGACAGCGUCCUCCUGAACGCCACUGUCAUCGAGGUCAAGCGCAAUGUCAAGAUCGACAAGGAGACCACCGCGCCCGUCAACGUCCUCGUCCAGCAGCCAGGCCAGCCUCAGAAGCUCAUCCGCGCCCGCAAGCUCCUCAUCGCUAUCCCCCCUGUCCUGGCGAACGUGGCCAACUACGACCUCAGCGCCCACGAACGCUCCCUCUUCUCCAAGCUCUUUUCCCUCGGCUACUGGACCGGCGUCGCCACGAUCCCCGGUAUGAAAAACAUCACCCUCGCCAACGUCGGCGUCCAGACCCCCUUCAACCAGCCCGUCAUCCCCGGGUCCAACAGCUUCGGCUACUCUGGGUCCCCAGGCGACUUUGUGUUCGCCGUCGGCUUCCAGGAGGCCAACCACACCGCGAAGGAGACCGAGGCCAUCAUCAAAAAGGAACUGGCGACCUUGGCCGCCAUCGGCGCCGUGCCCAAGGACGCCGCCCAGAAUGUGACGUUCCCCUACGUGUCCGACCACUCGCCCUACAACAACCGCUGUACGCCCGAGGAGAUCAAGCAGGGCUACUACAGGAAGCUGCUGGCUUUGGAGGGUGAGCGAAAUACGUAUUGGGCGGGCGCGACUUUUUCCGGCCACAAUAGCGCGCUGGUUUGGUCGUUCAUCGAGGGGACGGUUCUGCCGGCGUUGAAGAAGGAUCUUGGCCUGUAG